Messenger RNA from Diuraphis noxia (Russian wheat aphid), 1308 nucleotides. RefSeq lists its product as uncharacterized. NCBI's taxonomy places the organism in Eukaryota, Metazoa, Arthropoda, Insecta, Hemiptera, Aphididae. The record is from RefSeq and is a predicted model, not a curated record. Gene Ontology annotation, molecular function: protein binding.
AUAAUGUACGAUAAUAGUGGCUUUAUAUUAAAUUAUCGCGAGAUCGUCUCAGUAAGAAUUCGUGCUUGAACGGCUAACAACAACGAUGUCGGUGUGUCGACUGUCUGUCGUCUUAUUCCUAUGUUUUGGAUUGAUGGUUUUACCCAUUUACGGUGAAGUACCAUUGGACAAUAUCGUAUUUCCCGAAACACUGAGUUCACGAUAUCAACAUUCAUCGUGGAACUUUAAUAAUGAACGACAGCCACCCAGAAGAACUGUAAGACAAGGAAAUCGUCGUCCAAGACCACCGAUGCCUAACGAGGGAGAUCCAUUUGCAGGACUCGAACCCCAAAAUAAUAACCGACCAUUUAAUGGAAACCAAGGCCAAKGGUCAAAUCAAAGACCUAACCAACAACAGGUCACUGGUAAUAGACCACCUAGUAAUCAAAACCAAUGGGGUACUAAUGGUAAUAAUCAGGGUCAAAACGAAUGGGGUUUCAACGGUAAUAAUCAAGGACAAAACCAAGGAGUUACCAACGGUAAUAACCAGGGACAAAAUCAAUGGGGUACCAACGGUAAUAACCAAGGACAAAACCAAUGGAGUACUAACGGUAAUAACCAAGGACAAAACCAAUGGGGUACUAACGGUAAUAACCAAGGACAAAACCAAUGGGGUACUAACGGUAAUAAYCAAGGACAAAACCAAGGGGUUACCAACRGUAAUAAUCAGGGACAAAACCAAUGGGGUACUAACGGUAAUAACCAGGRACAAAACCAAUGGGGUACUAACGGCAAUAACCAAGGACAAAACCAAGGGGUCGCCAACGGUAAUAACCAGGGACAAAAUAAUCAAGGUAACAGACCAACUACACAAUCGACUAACAAUCAAAAUCUUGAGCAAACYAGCACGACAUCAUCGAACAGUGAAGAGGUAAAUGAAGCUCAACGCAACACAUGCAAUACGAUUUGUAGAGAAAAGAUUACAAACGAAUACAAUCCGGUCUGUGGAAGUGAUUCUCAAACAUACCAAAAUAGAAGAUUCUUGGAUUGUGUCGCCAACUGUGGUAUACCCACCGAAUUCAGCUACAUCGGUACUUGUGUUACGACGACACAACGAAGUACUCUUGCAUGAUGGAAUUUCAAAAGUUCCCUAUUACUUUUGAUAGGUAAUUGAUUUUUACAUAGAUAAAUAUUUUUCACCAUAAAUUACACAUCAACAAUUAUAAUUGUAUUUAAAUAUUAUAUUGUAGUUUAAAAUAAUUUGUGUACAGUUUCAUAAAACGAUAACUACUGUAUGAUUAUAGUCAAUAAAAUAUUGCGUACAUAAUA